UCCGCUUUUUGGGGCUGUCUUGCAAUCCUAAGAAACCAGCAAUUGCUGAAGAAGAGACCAUUUCAAAAUCUACCUUGAUUGAUUAAAGCAACUAUGAGGAAAAAUGCAAAUCUUCACGCAGUAAGGGCAUUUAGUGAUAGGAAGUGGAUUCUUCCAUUCUUCGCAAGCUUGCUCGUUUCUGUUACUCUAUUUUUAGCUGCAGUUUUUGGGAUUUUCUCAUCACCAUAUGCUGGAGAUCCACUCUCUUUUGACUUCAUUUCAUCUGCACGAAUGGAGGAUUCCAGUGAGUAUUAUGUGGAAUCGGAUUUAAAGCGCUCUCUGGACCCAUCUGAUGAUUCGAGAUUGGAACCACCCAGGAUAGCUUAUCUGAUUUCUGGGACAAAGGGUGAUGCCCAGAGGAUGAGGAGGACGUUGCAGGCAGUGUAUCAUCCCAGGAAUCAAUAUAUUAUGCACUUGGAUCUUGAGGCUCCUCCCCGUGAAAGGAUAGAACUGGCAACGUUGAUCAAGAUUGAUCCUACGUUUCGUAAGUUGGAAAACGUGCGAGUAAUGGCUAAAUCCAACUUGGUAACUUACAAGGGUCCUACGAUGAUCGCUUCUACCCUCCAAGCAGUAGCAAUCCUGUUGAAGGAAAAUGCUGAUUGGGACUGGUUUAUAAAUCUCAGUGCUUCAGAUUAUCCUCUGGUCACACAAGACGAUCUGCUUCAUGUUUUCUAUAAUUUGUCAAGGGAUCUUAAUUUCAUAGAACAUACAGAGAUUGUUGGGUGGAAACUGAACCACAGAGCAAGACCAAUAUUUAUUGAUCCGGGUCUUUACUUAUCAAAGAAGUUUGAUAUUUUUAAGACUAGUCAAAGUCGAUCACUUCCAACAUCUUUUAAGUUAUUUACAGGUUCAGCAUGGGUAAUGCUUUCACGGUCGUUUCUUGAAUUUUGCGUAUUGGGAUGGGACAAUUUUCCCCGGAUUGUCUUAAUGUAUUUUACAAAUUUCAUCUCUUCCCCGGAAAGCUACUUCCACACUGUAAUUUGCAACACUGAAGAAUUUCAGACCACUGUUGUGAAUCAUGACCUUCACUACAUUGCUUGGGAUAAUCCUCCAAAGCAGCAUCCUCACUACUUAACAAUUAAGGAUUUCAACAACACAGUUAAAAGUGGAGCUAUAUUUGCUAGGAAAUUUGCGAAGGAUGACCCAGUCUUGGACAAGAUUGAUCAGGAGCUUCUAGGUCGGCCUGAAGGCCAGUUUGUUCCUGGUGCAUGGUGCGUUGGAAGCUCUGAUGGUGGGGCUGACCCUUGCUCUUUGAGAGGCGAUGAUUCAGUUUUUAGGCCUGGUCCAGGUGCUGAGAGGUUGCAAGAACUUUUGCAGAAGCUGUUGUCAGAAGAUCGUUACAACAACAGUUGUUCAUCUCCCAGUAUAGAACCAACUAAUGUAACUGUACAUUAACGCAUAAAUGAAAUGUAUAUGAUUGGUGUAAAUUUUCAAAAUCUGAUACGAAAAUGUUGUAA
Molecule: messenger RNA, 1496 nt
Organism: Telopea speciosissima
Lineage: Eukaryota; Viridiplantae; Streptophyta; Magnoliopsida; Proteales; Proteaceae
Product: beta-glucuronosyltransferase GlcAT14B-like
Exons: 4
Coding region: 94-1434 (446 amino acids)
Cellular component (GO): membrane
Molecular function (GO): glucuronosyltransferase activity
Source: RefSeq, a predicted model, not a curated record